Thlaspi arvense is the source of this 249-nucleotide messenger RNA. The record is from the annotation of a GenBank genome assembly. Lineage: Eukaryota; Viridiplantae; Streptophyta; Magnoliopsida; Brassicales; Brassicaceae.
GUCGAUGAGAAGAAGCAAGCCGCUGCUGAUGUAUUGUAUAGUUAUUCCAAGUUUGCAAUGGCCUGCAUCGGAAACCAGACUCGUCCUACUGACAUGAGGUUGCAUCUGAUGAAGGAGAUCUCGGGAUUGUCAACUUCUCUGAAGAGAAGAGAAUCUUCAAGAGCAGCAACUUCUCCUGAUCCAGUGGGCGAAUCAUCAAGCUCUGGUACUGCUAGGCUAGAUAAAGUGGAUAGUUUCAGGGCACUUUGA